Periconia digitata is the source of this 1276-nucleotide messenger RNA. Lineage: Eukaryota; Fungi; Ascomycota; Dothideomycetes; Pleosporales; Periconiaceae. The record is from the annotation of a GenBank genome assembly.
GUACGCAAAGGUACGAAACGGCGGUCGAAAGCGUGUGGAAACGUCGACAGGGAGAAGACCUAGAAGGUGGAUGAGGUGUGCGAAUCGAGUCUUGUUAACAUAUAGCUCCUUAUCGACCAAAAGGGCUACUCAACAACCCGACUGUCACAUUUCAACAUCUUUCCCCAACAUAGACGAUACCGAUGUUAUCCAGGUACGGCUUUGUUCAAGAGCCAGAAACCAUUUUCCUCUUCUCCAUCGUCGUGAAGCCUGGACAGGGCUCUCUCUCUCCAGGAAUCCGUCCUCUUGUAGCUUGGUUCUUGAUAGUAUUCGAAAGAUAUCCGGUAUCAAGUCUCAUGAUAAGAGCAGAUUGCGUCUUUUUAAAGUCGAGUCGAAUGACGGCGUAUUUUCCUGUCCGUGCCCGACCACAGCGCUGUGAAGGAUCCCGCCAGUAGCCACCAACAUGUCGCCCAAGCCCACCAACCUCCCUCACAACUUCCUAAAACAGCAACACACAGAUCCACAGCAUACCACCCGCGAAGAGAAAAGGAUGAGAUUGAGAAUCGAAGGUUGCGCAGGAGAGCGACACGCAGCCCCUAAAUACACCAACGUUCCUGCCUCCCGAAAAUACGGCCACCAACCCCCAAGCAAUAUAACACUAACAACUCCGACAUCACUAAACGGUCAUAGCAAAACCACAGUCAACAAGUCCGAAAGCACGACGUAAGAACAGCAAAGUCCGCAGAAAGUAGCCCAGUCUACUGUAACCCGCACGAAAGGCUACCGAAUCGAGAAAAAGAAGCGCAAUGGUUCCUUUUUCUGGGAGUUGCGCUGCAAGGGCGAACGGAACACACAGACAGAUUACAGCGCAUGUGCAGAUCCAUUAUAUUCCGGUCCGAGUCAUCGCUGCAUGUACGUACGUACGUACCCGUCUUUUUCAAUCACCGAUGGCCGUCGGGGUACACAGUAAUCGGUGUAUCCUCAUUCGCAAUUGCAUUCCAUUCGAAUCAGGAUAGAAACAAGUAACAUCUUUGGCUCCUACAAGGAAGGAAACAACUCUCCCAUUUGCACAUGUUAAAUAGUAGGUAUAUUUACGCAGAAACAAUUGUUUGUGAGCAUAUACUAUGUCCUUGAUCUCCUGGUAUACUUUCUUGGUCGUUCUAUGAUGAGAGAUCAAUCAGAAAGUUACUUCUCGUAUGCCCUCUGCCUACACAUCUCCUGCCAGCACACCACUUUUUCCAACCCCCGACCCCCAAUCUUUUUUUUCCGAUUCGGUGUGUCGCGGGCUACAAUAACU